CCAUGAGGAGUUUCGAAGUAAAGUACACGUAAAUGCUCUUGCCCCGAAAGCUGUGUCCCUGUCGUCUGUCCUAAUUAAGAGACCCGCUGAUAGCACCCACGCUAAGGUAACUCGGAGCAACAUCAUAUAAAGUCACAACAUGGUGUCAGAAGUGCAAGCUGUCGUGUGAGAGGGAGACUGCAGCCGAGCAACGCAAGUGAGCUAGCUUAAAUUAGCAUAGUUCACCUUGCUGAAAACAUGGAGCAGUUCAAACCGCCAUCGCCGCUGCUGCUCAAUCUGUCAGAAACUUGGCGCAGGUGGGAACAAAGAUUCCAGUUGUACAUGACUGCAACAGGUGCGUUGGAAAAAGAUGAAAAGGUUAAAAUAGCCAUUCUUCUUCACACCAUCGGCGAGGAAGCUUUAGAAGUGUACAACACACUUGCUAUUACCCCAGCCGGAGACGCACUUACGAUGGAGGACAUUCUGAAAGCAUUCAAAGACUACUGUAGCCCACAAAAGAAUGUUGUAUUUGAGCGCCAUCAGUUCUGGUCACACCCAAUGAUGUCAGGAAUAUCAGUGGACAGAUAUGUCACAGAGCUCCGUCAAAAAAGCAAAAAUUGUGAGUUUGGAGCUGAUGAGGAAGGCAUGAUCAGGGAUAAGUUGGUGUUCAGCAUAAAUGACACAAGACUGAAAGAGAGACUGCUUCGGGAAAAUGACCUCACUCUUCGUAAAGCAUUAGAAAUAUGCAGAUCAGGUGAGGUGGCCAAUGCACAGAUCCAGGUCGUGCAGUCAACACCUGUCACCCACGACACAGCAGUGGAUACGUUGAAGAAAGCUCAAAGACACAAUAAAUCAGUACAUGGCAAACACCGAACGAGCAGCAACAAGCAAGUGGUUUGCACCAAAUGUGGUAAUAAGCACGAGCCUCGACAGUGUCCAGCUUAUGGAGCAACGUGUCACAAGUGUGGAAAAAAUAAUCACUUUUCCAAGGUAUGCAGAACAAAUGCAGAGAAAAAAGGCUACUUCAAGAAAAACAUGAACAACAUUGAGACUGAAGUUGACUCAUUGUACAUAGGCAUGGUGCGGAGUGAUGAUAGUGACAUAGAUGGUAGUUGGAAUGAAACUGUGAACAUUGAAGGCAUGCAAGUUACUUUUAAACUUGACACAGGUGUGGAUGCAAAUGUUCUGCCCAAGUCAGUUUAUGCAAAGCUGCCUGGUGCUCCUCAAUUACAGCCCACAAAGACUGUCCUCAUAGCUUUUGGUGGAACCCGCAUAGAUGGUGUAGUUUCUCUUGAAUGUGAAACAAGGAAGUGUAAAGCUGUGUGUGACUUUCUGGUGUCCAGCCAUGCAGAUAAGUCGAUCCUAGGUGGAAAAGCUUGUGAACAGCUGCACCUGGUGAAACGAAUUGGGACAAUCGCAGCAGCAAAGUCUCCACAGCCAACCAAACCACCAGCAACCAAGGAAGAAGUACGCAGAGGUCUUCACAGGCUUGGGGUUGAGUCUGGGAUUGUGGCUGACAUAGAGGUCGAAGAUUUUAUUCCUGCCGAUUGUGACACCUUUUACCAGAUCAAGAGUCAGCCCAUCGCCAUCAGCUCCUCAACUGCACCAUCAUCUUCAUCAUCCUCUUCCUUGUUGCAGCCAGUCAUGUUGUCCAGGGUUCUGAUGAGGCAGGACCUGAUGCGUCAGCAGGUUCUUGAGCAGGAACAGAAGAUGGAGGUCCAGCAGCAGCGCUGCAACACUUCCUCCUCACCCAUCCCUGUGUCCGUGUUGCCCUGCACACCUGCCCAGGUCCCUCUGGAGGUGCUGAAGGUGCAGACUCAUCUGGAGAACCCUACCAAGUACCACAUCCAAGAGGCUCAGAGGCAGCAGGUCCGUCAGUAUCUGUCUGCCACCAAGUCGGCCAAUCAGAAGCCUGCCCUGCCACUCAGCCAUGUCUCUGAGCUGGGCCUCGUCUCCAGACAGCCAAUGGAAAGCACCUCAGAGCAAAAGCUGCCAGAAAAUGUUCAGGAUGUGAGUGGAGGACAAGAAGUCCCAUCAGCUGCCAUUAGCAACAGCUGCCCAGCCAAUCUGCACGUCAUCAAGAAAGAGCUGAGUGAGGAUGAGGCCAAGGCUUUGAUGAAAGACAGACAGAAAAAGAACAAUCACAACCUCAUUGAAAGAAGACGGCGUUUCAACAUCAACGACCGGAUUAAAGAACUCGGAGUGCUGAUCCCUAAAUCCUCUGACAUGGAGGCCAGGUGGAACAAGGGGACCAUCUUGAAGGCGUCAGUAGAUUACAUCCGCAAACUGCAGAAAGACCAGCAGAGAGCGCGAGACUUGGAGGAAAGACAGAAAAAGCUGGAGAGCACCAACCGCUUUCUGCUACUGCGUAUUCAGGAGUUGGAGCAGCAGGCCCGUCAACAUGGUCUCUUAUCUUCCUCUUCUGUGGACCCCCAGACUUUUCUCUUGUCACCAUUCCCUCCCCCCAUCUCUUCCUCCUUUUCUCUGACCUCCCUCUCUCUGGGGGAGGAUGCCUUGAGCUUUGUAGAGCAGGAUGAUACUCUUGAGGCCUGCAACGUUUUCUCCCCAGACUUGAUGUGUGACCUGGGGCUGACAGAGAUGCAUGGCCUGCAAGGGUUACUAAUGGAGGACAUCCAAGGAGGAGUGGCAUCUGACCCCCUGGUGGUCUGUGGAGCCUCAAAGACUACCAGUCGGAGUAGCAGCUUUAGCAUGGAUGAAGACCUUUGAUGAUGUCAUCAGAUGGUGCGCGGGUUCAGCUUUAAAUUAUCUUUUAGACUGGGAUAGCAGGUUAGAUGCUGUUACCAUGGCAAAGUUACUGCUGCAGUAUGCUGGCUCAUGUUCUGUUACCAGGGCAGCUGCCAGAUGUAGUGUAUCAUCCUAUUGAGUCCACCAAGUGUCCACACAAAAACUGAGAAUGGAGGUUGGCUUUCUGAUGGGAUGAAUUUAAGAAAGUUAAAACACAUAAAUACUAAACACAACUGCUUCUGCAGUUGUGUGCUCACCUGUGCAGUGUCGUUAGUGUUGUGCAUUAGUCCUAUACGAAAGGCUUGGUAAACAUACAUGAAUUAUCAGUUAUCACUUUAUUUUUUUUGGAAAACAGAUUACUGCUGCAAACAGGAGAUCUGCUAUGGAAAAUCACUUUUAUUCUUGUCUUUUUACUGCAGGCUGGAAACAAACAAAAGGGAAGAUAAUGGCAGAAACCCAAUUAUUUCCCUACCCCUACGGCUUCUCCCUAUCCCUAACUUUAUCCCUCCAAGUAGAGAGAUGUGGAAAAAACAGUGUCCCUUCAAAUUCGGACGUUACUACCACUCUAUGACGGCAUUAAUAGUUCAGCAGUCAUGUAUUUUCCAAGCGCUGGCAGCCAUGCGCUAACAUAGAUAACAUCAAUUUUAUACCUUUAAAAAGUCAUGCUUAAACGAAAACGUAAUACUAAUACUUAAAUGAAAACCUCUGUGAUUCAGAGCACAACCACCUAUAGAAAUGCUAUUUUUCUUCAUGCCAGAGCGCCACGUGGAUCACCCUACCGGCAGAGGGAUAGCCAGCCCUAAGUCACUAUGGCUACUCCUUUAAAAAAAAAAAACUUUUGGACACCACUACAGCUCCAAAUGGAGCAAUGAGGAGGGGCCAGAUGGGUAUGGAAGCAAUUUGGAUUACCGAACAUAUGAGGUUCCAUUUGUGCCAGAAAUAUGUUUUUGUGUCCAUUGUCUAUGUCUACUGAACGAGUUCAUUGAACAUUGGUUCAUGCGUUAUGUUUAAAACUUUGCAUUUGUCUUUGUUAUUGUCGUUACCCACUGUGGUCUCACUAUGUCGUCAGGAAAGUCCUUAGCAACUGUUGCUAGUGACUUUAGCUACGACGUUUCCCAUGUCGUGUCGUUAGAUCUUGUCGUUUUUCAAAUUUUGCCAAAGUCAUCAGACAUUCUUUUGUACGGCCGUUAAAUUGUUUCCUGUACUGCUGCGGAACAAAAAAAGUUUAUUAAAGCCGGCGCUAGCGUUAACCAUGACAAACACUAUUUAAAUUUGUUUCAAGUUAUUGAGACUUUGGCUUCAAUUAAAUAUGGAGAUGAAACUAUUAUUUAAGUCUUUUAAAAAAUAACUGAUCUUUAUCAAAAAUGUUGUCACAAAUCGGAUGGAUAAGCGAGGAGCAGGAAGGCCAAAACCUUUCACUGGAUUUUGAUCUUUUCUUUUUAAUCUGUUAUGUAUUUAUUUGACCAUGAGGUUGCGCUCUCGGGACCAGUGUAAUGCUCUUUUGUGCGCCUCUUUUCCUCGUUUAUCCAUCAGAAUUGUUUGAUAAAGAUCAGCUAUUUUUCACAAGACUUUUAAUUAAUACUUUCAUCAUCAGAUUUAAUUGAAGCCAUACUCUAAAUACCUUAAAAAUAUUUGCAAGUUGCUUCGGGAACGUGAAACCGUUGUAUGCAUGCACCCCCCCCCUCCCUUCUGGCAAUGCACAUUUGCAGGAAUUUCAAUAAAGGUUUUUUUUUUUUUAAACGUGUUUUGUUCCGUGGUAGUACAGGAAACAAUUUACCAGCCGUACAAAGGACUUUUCUGACUACUUUGGCAAUAUUUGAAAAUCGACAAGAUCUAAGGACACGACACGGAGCAACGACGUAGCUAACAACACUAGCAACAGUUGCUAAGGACUUUCCUGACACAGUAAUGAGAAGACAUGGGGAAACAACAAUAAUAAAGACAAAUGCAAAGUUUUAAGCAUAAAGCUAGCAUAUACAUCAGCAAGUAAAUACAAAGUAAUAAUCAAAGAAGCAUGGGCAUGCAGAAGAUAUUGCUUAGUAGUAGACAUAGACAAUGGACCCAAAACAUAGAUAGUGGACGCAAAAACAUAUUUUCAUAUUUUUGGUACAAAUAGAACCUCAUACGAACACAGACACACGUAGUCAUCAAUUUAAUUUCUUUAUUUAAAACACAAAUGAAAAUAAACACAAGCGUUUUAAAAAUAGACCAACAGUCUAUUGGUAGAGAACAAUCUGUUCCUUGGGAUAGAAUCUUCUCUGGUUCAGGUAAAACUGGUUGAACUUGAUAAUAACUUGUUUUCAGCAUCCCACAGUUUUAGUGGAGAACUCUAGAUCAAUCUAGAGCAGUGUUUUUCAACCUUUUUUGAGCCACGGCACACUUUAACCUUGACAAAAAUCCCGCGGCACACCAGCAUCCCAAAAAA
Messenger RNA from Oryzias latipes (Japanese medaka), 5149 nucleotides. It is a transcript of the gene tfe3a, whose product is annotated as transcription factor binding to IGHM enhancer 3a. Gene Ontology annotation, molecular function: DNA-binding transcription factor activity, RNA polymerase II-specific; RNA polymerase II cis-regulatory region sequence-specific DNA binding; protein dimerization activity. The record is from RefSeq and is a predicted model, not a curated record. Gene Ontology annotation, biological process: regulation of transcription by RNA polymerase II. NCBI's taxonomy places the organism in Eukaryota, Metazoa, Chordata, Actinopteri, Beloniformes, Adrianichthyidae. Gene Ontology annotation, cellular component: nucleus.